Molecule: messenger RNA, 3195 nt
Organism: Synchytrium microbalum
Lineage: Eukaryota; Fungi; Chytridiomycota; Chytridiomycetes; Synchytriales; Synchytriaceae
Exons: 14
Coding region: 1-3195 (1064 amino acids)
Source: RefSeq, a predicted model, not a curated record
AUGACAAUGAAGAAAACGCAUCCUAUAUUCCAGCCACAAGCUGUCACUCUUCAGACGCCGGGCGAUCACAUAGUCCCAAUCACUGUGUCCGUAAAUUACAACCUACUAAAGAAGCCAGAAGGACAGCCUGGUCAUGAGUCUCAUAAACGUAAAGCACCUGAAUAUCGCAAGUUUUACGUGACAUACUCAAUUGGUGGUGAAGUGGAGGCAAAGACGGAAGUGUUUAAACACGACACAACUGUGUGGUCAACGACUCACAACGUGAUUGUGACUACGCCAUUUCUGGCAAAUGUACAUGCUCAUCCACCGACAUUUACGUUAUGGGAAAUUGUUCGUUCAGACGAGACACCAACAGCACCUCCUCCAACACCAGCAGCUGCUUUAACUCGUAACAAGGACGUUCCGAGAAAUACAGUAGUGACGCGACCAUCAGCUUACUCUGGUCGACGAGGGACACAAGUACACGGUCGACAAUCUAUGAGUGGAACACCUGCUGCCGCUGGCAACUCUACAGAGCGACCUAGUACAGAAGGAUAUUCCAAUUUCUCAACCACCAUGACCGUGAACGCUCCAGUACACGGUAUACCAGAAGCUCUUUCGAUAUUGAAAAAAGAUCCACUGUCAUGGUUGUCGUUAGCGGCGCCUGAUUUCCUGACGUCAGUCACGAAAUCAUCUUUAUCACGACCUAUGGCUGCCUUUGUAGAGCAAGGAGCUCAACAAGAUUUGGCUCCAGACCAGAAUCAACCAACUGCAGAAUGGUACAAGGAUUUACCGGGUCCUGCACCACAUCAUUUCGAUACUGUCGAGAGGACCCUAGCUUUAUCUAGACCCAAUUCUCCUUGGGUGACCAGACGAAGAAGUCCACCGAACUCGGCCCAAUCUGCUAGUUCUCGACCCGUCACUCCACAUCAUGGUGCACUGCUACCAGACACUCUAGCAAAGGAAAUGUACAAGCCAAUGGCAGCUCCCCUAUCUGCAAACGAACGAAUACCAAGCCCCAAACGAAUCAUAACCAGAAUAGCUACCCCACCAUCUCCACAUCACUCAGCCAGUGUUUUGAAAACUGUAGGAUGGGCAAAUGAAGAUGAUAUUCCUCCAAACUCUGUCCUGUAUCAAGGACAAUCAACCUCGUUGAAGAAGAAGGUAUCUGUUAAAGGUGCUGAUGGAAAAAACAAGAAAAAGGAUUGGAGAGAACCGCACCGACAUGUACCAAUUACGACUCUGCAAAUGAAAUGGGAUCCAUUGUAUUGGGGACAGACUAGCAUUGAGACUGUCGUAGAUGAGACACGUGCUGUGGAAGGAAUUGAGAAUUUCAAGGUUUCUGUUCAUGUUGAAGACAAACUCUUGUCUACUGAGCAAGAACUUGGACUCAACCCUAUAAAGAUUUCGAUUUCGCAAGCUGAAGGAAUGCCAGACGUGCCAGUAUCUUUUGACGAGCUUGAUACAAAGUGUACACCAGUCACGGCACGAUUUUCACUCUUAUCAUCACCACAAGUUGUAUUUCACCCAGCAGCUCCAAACACACCGCGUUCAUCAGUGGUGUACUUUUUGGAAUCAGCGUUACUAUUGCCUGGACUAUUGGGUACCGAAGCGCUCAUUUCUCGACUGAAAGAAGAGCCACUGUGUGUGCAAGUGCACGAUCGUGAUACCAUGACGGGCGGGAUUAUUGAGACUGGAGAUUUUGGAAUUGCUGAGUUCGAUCUAUCCGAGCUGACACAAGGAUCAACAGAAUUGGAGUUGACUUCUCCUAUACUCCCAGGACCACGUGUGAAACACAACAAAUCCGCCCUCCCAGCCGGACAUUGGCUCGAAACAGGAGCGACACUAACAGUGAAAUUGUCGGUACUUCAACCUAUUACUGAAGGACGUAAACAUGGGCGUUUAACCACUGCACGAGGCGUCUUUGGUCGUGCUGUUAUCGUUGCUUCGUCGUCUACUUCGGCAACAAAGGCAAUCCGAAACACGAUAAAUCAAGUCAAUGCUGCAGCUUUGGGUGUUCAAGCAACGCCACAAGAUACUUCAAUUGAUACUUUGUUGCAAGAGUAUCGUUUAUCACCUACGCAGCGUCGUGAUGCAGCUUUGGAUUUGUUAUCUGGAUACGAGAUUGGAGACAAGCAUUACCGUAUUUUCUACGUGGAGGGUCUUGCAACAAAGGGAAUUCAAUCUCUAGUAUCUCAAGUUUCCAAAGACGACUUUGCAACUCAUGUCUUCCACACACCCGACCAAUCGUUUUCAACCAGGCAAUGGAUUGGUUUGGUUCCAGGACUGUUACGAAUCCGUCUAGAACCUGACCUUAAAGAGAUUCUUUGUCGAGCUGGGACAUACCUCAAGGGGCGAACAAGUCAUGAGUGUUUUGAAGCCUUGGGAAUUCUCAAUGAUAUCAUACAUCACAACCCAACCAAAGAAGUCCAUAUAUCAACACCUCACAUCAACAUUCGAUACCCAACCUCCAUACACGUUGACGCUCUAGUCCGAGCAUUUGGAAGUGUUCUGGGAUACGGUCCUGAAGAAGAAACAGUCGAAGCCUGGAAACGUCAGGACAUACAUCCUGCACUUCCCCAUCGCGACUUUUCCAAACAAGAGCACACCAGCACCAAAGCGCAGCGAUGGGCUGCUGAAGACGGUUAUGAAGAAAUGUUCAACAAUGAUGAACAAGAUGCUGAAAGUGAUUUAUGGCAAAGAGCGAAACAAAAUCUUGAAAGUUCUCAUAAUUAUCGGAUUGCUCGUGCACAAAGCCGGACAGAAAAUUUCAAUGAGGCUUUUGAAGAGAUGUUGAGGAGGAGGUAUUUGGAGCAGGUUGAUUUUAUUGGAUUUAACAAGAGACGAUACAUGAGAGCACCACACUUCAAACGAGAACGAGUUCCUCAUACUGGAACCGAUGUUUUCAAUUACAGUUGUCAGUUGUUGGCUGCUGGUGAAAGACAGUUAGCACAGUUACGGCAAGAGAUCGCACAGGACAAGGACCACAUAUACGCAUACGGCCCAUCUCACAUUCUACCACCAGUCGACGUUGAAGCUCAAGUCAGAAUACAAGAACGAGAAGCACGAGUGAAAUGGAUUACAAAUCAAGGUUUCAAUGUGUACCCCAUCAAGAAACCGGCAAAUGUUAUGGUGCCUAAUGGAUUGAACAAGGAUGACCCAUGGCAAGAGAAGAAGCAUGGAGAUCUCAUGCCUGGAACUGCUCUCAGGAUGUGA